Messenger RNA from Nicotiana attenuata, 1239 nucleotides. RefSeq lists its product as uncharacterized. Bases 1 to 1239 code for a protein of 412 amino acids. Lineage: Eukaryota; Viridiplantae; Streptophyta; Magnoliopsida; Solanales; Solanaceae. The transcript is spliced from 2 exons. The record is from RefSeq and is a predicted model, not a curated record.
AUGUUCACGGAAAAUCAAACCAAAAAGGUGAAUGUAGUCGAGGAUGUGCAACCCAUCUCCAAUGAAGAGUUUGAAGAAGCUAAUUAUAUCAACAACCCUCAAGGAGGGUAUCAAAGACAACAUUAUCAGGGUCAAGGGCAACAAAGUCAAUGGAGGCCAAACCCGCAAGGGCAAGGCAACCAACAAUGGAGGCAUGACCAAGGUGGCUCGAACCAAGGGAAUUGGAACAACAACAACUUUUCUAACCGGAGUUCAAACCCCUAUGUUCCUCCAAAGGGUCAAUAUUCGAACCAAGGGUCCUCUAGUGAAUCAAAGUUGGAAGCUAUGCUUGAGCGAGUGUUGCAAAAUCAAGAAAAAUCCGAUGCUUCCAUGAGGAACAUGACCGAGGUUGUUGGAUCUCAUACCGCCUCCAUCCAAAAAUUGGAGAUGCAAAUGAGAGACCUCUCCAAAGAGCAAAAUCCAAAACAAAAGGGAACACUCCCUAGUGACACGGUUGCAAAUCCAAGUGGGAGUGGCCCAACUUCUCACAUCAUGGCGAUCACUACUAGGAGUGGGAAAGUGCUACACGGAGAGGUUGAACAAACGGUUGAAGAAGAAGAGUCCGAACAAAGGGUUGAGGUUGACGAGCCAAGUGUUGUCGAGGUUGAAAAGAUUUCGGACGAGUUGAAAGUGCAAAAAGAGAACCGGGAAGAGGUGAAGGAAAAAGUGAAAGAGACACCAAAAGCUCUUCCACCUAUUCCUAGACCUCCUCCCCCAUUUCCUCAAAGGCUCGCAAGAAAGAUUGAUGAUAGCAAACUUGAAAAAUUCUACGACAUCCUAAAGCAAUUAACGGUGAAUAUUCCUUUGUUGGAAGCUUUUCAAGAGAUGCCGGGGUUUGCUAAAUAUUUGAAGGAUUUGAUCACCAAGAAGAGGACCACAAAGAAUGAGGUGGUAAACAUGACUCACCGGGUUAGCUCUAUUAUUGCCACAACCCUUGUCCAAAAGAAAGAGGACCCGGGAGCCUUUACUAUUCCAUGCACUAUCGGGGCGCGUGAAUUUGCAAGAGCCCUUUAUCCAUCGGCCACUCAGCCAUCAUUGGGCGAGGCUAGCAGCUCACAGGUCCCAACCCCAGUUAUGGACCAGCCAGGGAUUCCUCCUGCAGUUGUGACUUCCUCCUCAGGCCCGAGCUCUCAGUCUCACGUUCCAGACCUCGGAGAGUACGACCUUCCUAGCACAGAGCAGGCUACUGACCUCCCAUAG